AUGGCCUCGGACAGCAGCCCGAGUAACAGAUCCUCGCAACCUUUACUCGCCACAGAUUCCAUACACAGCCUCUGUCGCCAUCGGGCUCUCCCUGUGCAUUCAUCCUUUCUUUAUCCACAUAUCCUAGCCUUCUUUGAGUGGUGCCUGUCUCGGGCUUUCCACACUCAUCCUAUUGGCUCGCCCCUACACCCUCUUCGUUGUGAAAAAAAUGUGGUGCACCAUAUCUGGGGCUUGCAUGUUAGCUACUAUCCAUCCAAAUGA
Bipolaris oryzae ATCC 44560 is the source of this 261-nucleotide messenger RNA. RefSeq lists its product as uncharacterized. The record is from RefSeq and is a predicted model, not a curated record. The transcript is spliced from 3 exons. Lineage: Eukaryota; Fungi; Ascomycota; Dothideomycetes; Pleosporales; Pleosporaceae. Bases 1 to 261 code for a protein of 86 amino acids.